AUGGAUUUGGAAACGUUGCCCGACGAACUGUUAUUCGGUAUUUUAGAGUUUCUAUCUACUGCCCACUUGUUUCGUGCAUUUUAUGGACUCAAUCGUCGCUUUGACACUCUUCUCCUGGAACAUUUUCGAAUCCAUGGCCUUGACUUUCGAUCAAUAUCACAACAUGACUUUGACACAAUCUGUCGGCAUCAUCUUCCGUUGAUUGUCGGUCAAGUUACUUCACUUCAUCUAUCAGAAGCCUACGACACGCCAGAGCAAGCACAUUAUUUCCUUGAACAUGGUUUCGCUCUUCGUCAAUUCACUGGCUUACGAUCACUUUCACUGCAACACUUUAUUUCUAUCAAGAAAAUUAACAAAAUUUUAUCGGAAUGCUGUCAUCUAACUAAUCUUACUCACUUGAAACUCGACGAUUGUCACUGUUGGUUUGAUCAUACCAGGUGA
Molecule: messenger RNA, 441 nt
Organism: Rotaria socialis
Lineage: Eukaryota; Metazoa; Rotifera; Eurotatoria; Philodinida; Philodinidae
Source: the annotation of a GenBank genome assembly